Daldinia vernicosa is the source of this 1967-nucleotide messenger RNA. RefSeq names its product acyl-CoA N-acyltransferase. Gene Ontology annotation, molecular function: histone H4 acetyltransferase activity. Bases 192 to 1757 code for a protein of 521 amino acids. Gene Ontology annotation, cellular component: nucleus. The transcript has 4 exons. Gene Ontology annotation, biological process: subtelomeric heterochromatin formation. NCBI's taxonomy places the organism in Eukaryota, Fungi, Ascomycota, Sordariomycetes, Xylariales, Hypoxylaceae. The record is from RefSeq and is a predicted model, not a curated record.
CUCAAGUUCAUAGAAGCGCGUUAAGUGCCUACAUUUAACUACUUUUAAGUUUUCAUGCAUCUCCCCUUUUAAUAUAUAUCAAGGCAGCUAGUUCAGCAGGACCUCGCACGGGUCUUCAUUGGCGUCAUAUAAUUUUACAUGCUGCUUAUUACCAAUAGGUCUUGCGCCGAAAGCUUAUUGGAUAGGUCAAAAUGGAGGAUGACUGGACGAUUAAUGCCAACGAGGCGCUCACCAUGUCGCUCGUGCGACCUUCCCCGUCAGGAAUCGAAAAGAUCGCGUCUUUCAAACCGAGACAUACUUACGCCGUCUUUGGCGAGGAGGAGUGCAUAUUCGGACACAAGGGCUUAAGGAUUGAUUUGCAGUUUGAUGCGAGGGACCUGCGACCGAACCUCUCAGUAAUCUCAGCGAAAAAGUUCACUAAGGUUGGCGACAUUGAGGCUGCUGAUGUUAAGCUUACUAUGAAAGGCUAUUUACCUGAGAUCGCAUACCAAUCAAAGGAAGCAUACGACUACGCUGUGAAUACCCUCCCGGCUACAUGGACCCCUCCUGGAACCCUGACCAAGACUAUAGAGAAGAAUGGUGAGAUCUACGAAAUUUGGCAGGGAACCUUAUCUCAACCCGAGAUUCACCAGCUAGUCAAGCGCAUCCAAAUCACCGUUCUAUUCUAUAUCGAAGGCGGAUCCUAUGUGGGGGUAGAUGAGGAGGGAAACGAUGAGCCAGAAUAUUCCCUGGCUAGAUGGACCGUUUUCUUUGUUUACAAGAAGACACCUAGCCCCAUAGCUGAGGGCAAUCCCCAGUAUACUUUCCAGGGUUAUGCAACAACCUACAACUUCUGGAUGUACCAACAACCCACGCCCCCAUCUUCACCAGGCAAUGAGAAAGUGGACAGCUCGUGGGAGCUUCCCAAGGGUGACUUUCCUGUUGCCGACUUUGUUCAUCGCAUGAGAAUUUCGCAGUUCUUGAUCCUUCCCCCUUUUCAGGGGAAAGGUAUUGGGGCUUUCCUCUACAACACUAUGUUUGAGAUAGCGACGAAUACUGCUGCGACGAAAGAGGUGACGGUAGAGGACCCUAACGAGGAUUUUGAUCUACUGCGAGAUUUAUGUGAUAUGAAAUAUCUACGCAAGAACGUGCCCGAAUUUGCCAACUUAACUAUUAAUACUGACGUACCAGUUCCCGCAAAAGGCGGCAUAUUGCGCAAUAACACGCAAAUAACUCCCUCUAUUCGCGAAAGCUCAUCAAUUGGUGGAAUUGUUGACAUUGCAAAGCUCGAGGAUCUCCGAAUCAAGACUAAAAUUGCACCCCGCCAAUUUUGGCGUCUCGUCGAAAUGCACCUCAUGUCGAAAUUACCCGACUCUGUCCGACCUCGAGCAGAUGCCGAAACUAAGAAACCGUCCCCAUCAAAAACCGACAAGCAUGCCUACACGCUGUGGCGUUUACUUCUCAAGCAACGUCUAUAUCGUCGCAACGUCUCUAUCCUGGGCGAAUUUGAGAUCACAGAGCGAAUCAUCAAGUUGAACGAAACCGUGGACAAUGUGGAAUGGGAAUAUGCUAGGAUUCUCGACCGGCUUGAGUCGACGCCGCCUGCUAUCACCAGCGAGCCUGUAGCUACUAAUGGUAAAAGGAGACUUGCCGGUGGCCCCAGUACAGAAAACCUUCCCAGCAAGAAGGCACGUGUCGACGAAGCGGAGGAAGAAACGGAGGAAGAAGAAGAAACGGAGGAAGAAGAAGAAGAGGAGGAAGAAGCGGAGGAAGAAUAGGAGUAAUAAAUUCUAAUGUUUUGCUAAUAAGGAGGUCCGUGGUGCUAAUACAGUAAGGAGUUUUGGGGGGUCUCAUGAUACCUACGUUAUGCGUAUAUUUUAGGGAGAUUUCAUAUUCUCUAUCGUCAAGGACUGGUCAAUAUCUAUAUCUCGAUCAUGGUCUUGAUCUAUGGGCACGUAGCAGAUGCUUGUAACAUAAGUAAAAGGGGA